Molecule: messenger RNA, 2639 nt
Organism: Gossypium raimondii (Peruvian cotton)
Lineage: Eukaryota; Viridiplantae; Streptophyta; Magnoliopsida; Malvales; Malvaceae
Exons: 9
Coding region: 742-2433 (563 amino acids)
Source: RefSeq, a predicted model, not a curated record
AAUUUUGUUUAACAGAAACUAAAAGCUGUAAUUUUUUGAUUUAGUGAUUCUGCCGACUGUCGUGUAUCCGGUAUACCCGAGAAGAAAAGCCCAUGUUUAUUUUGCGUCUAGGCGCUUCCCAUUCAACCUUCUCUUGCUUUGUUUACCACCAUCAAGAUAUAGAGAUUUGUUGGAGCUUUUAACAUUGAGAUCUGUACCAUUCUUUUUUCGGUUUCUGUAAUUUCACUUUUCUCUGGUUCUGAUUAUUCCUUCUUAUAAUUUUCAUUGGAGAUCAAUUUCUUUUUUCCUUUGAUUUUCAUUGAGCUUCAUGUAAGUUGAACUUCUUUCAUUGCUUGCCUUGACUGAUAAUAUGACUUGUCGAUCUUAUGAGGUUAGAGAUAUGAAUGUUUUUUCUUGUUUUAUAGAAUUCCUUAGCCGUGGUCCCCGUAGCUUUUGCAGUUUUUUUCUGUGUCAAUUUCGUGGUUUGAUUUAUUUAGUUUGUUCUGCAGAUGAGGCUUUUUGCCUGUACAAUCACAUGGAGGUUUUAAUGAAUGAGAACUUUAACGAACUUUGUAUUUUACUCUUGCAUAUUUGCAGAUAGAAACCUAUUUUUUUCUUUGUUCUUUUUUUUUGCAGCUGUCCUUAGCUGUUUUGUCUGGAAAUUAACGCACGUGUUUACAAAAUUGGUUUUUAGUUGCAAGGUUAGUUGAUCCUUGGAGUGAUUGAGGGGGAGCUGGAUGCUGUUUUCUUACAUAUUUUAAUAUGGAAAAGAAAAAGGCAAUCUCUCAAUACAGAGAGAGGCUGGACGACACUCUGUCCUCUGCUGAACUGACUGAUCCCGAGACACUUAAAACCCUUGUCAAGAAUCAGAUUUUACGAUAUGCACAACAUGAGAAAGAAGAAUUUAGUGAACAUUUAUUGGACAAAAGGGCUCAGGAAGUAUCCAAUUUUCUCGACAUGUUAAGGAGUACUUCUGUUGAUGAUCAUCAAGUGUCAGAAUCCAGUGAGACAUCACAUGGGGAAUGGAAGUUGAAGCAUGAUAAUGAAGAGUUCCGUGUUAUGUACCGUGAAGGACCUCAUGGCACCCCUUUUCAUACUUUACUUGUUGAAGGCUAUGUAGAUGGGCCUUUGGAUGUUUGUUUAUGUAUCUCUUGGGAGUCACCCCUAUACAAGAAAUGGUGGCCUCAGUCUAGCUUUCCACCUUUCAAAGUAACUAGUUCCACCUGUUUGCAAAAGAUCCGAAUUGGUGAACAGAUAGCUCUAGUGAGGGUGAAGGUUGCAUGGCCGCUGUCAGCUAGGGAGGCUCUAGUACACUAUUUUUUCUUUGAGUACUUUCAAGAUGAUCUGAUUGUUAUUCUUGUGAACACGAUAUCAGAUGUGAACGACAUUGAUAAAGCAACUCAUGGAUUUACUAAUGAUGGAAUCCCUGAAGCAAAAGAUGUUGUAAGGAUUGAUGUAGUUGGAGGCUUUGCUUUGCAGAAGGUGAACAACGAGAGAAGCUACUUUAGUCUACAAUGCUUACAGACUGUGGCUUCUGUCACUAAUAGCGAUGAGGAUUACAGCAAAGCCUUGGGAGACCCUCUGUUUUGCCUAAUUCGUGGAGCUCUUUUUUCCAAUAACAAAUCAGGCGAAGUUCCUGAAGCACAAGAAAUUAAAAGGGAACCUGAUAUUUUGCCUAAGGAGAAUGAAAUUGUGCCUAACGAGAAUGUAAUUGUAGACAUACAAGAUGGCACACACGAUGCAGAACCAGAGGUUCAUGCUAAUGAACCUGCUGGUGAAUCUCCACCGAAGAUAGCACAAGACGCAAAGAGAAAAGCUUUUGGUGAAAUCGAGGAAGAAGAAAGUGAAGAGAGUACAUGCUUGGAGGAGAGCAUUAAGGCUGCAAAUCAACCUUCAACCAAUAGUUUUGCUGAUUCAAGUGGCGUAAAUGCUAAACAAAGGGUUUCUAUUCGUCCAGAGGUGGAAGAAGCUCUGGGAACGUUGGAGAAGGCCAUUUCAAUUGUACGGCAAUAUAGAUUUAAUGCCCAAAGCAGAUCUUCUAGUUUCUCUGAUGAAGAAACUCCGAAUUUUGAAGAGGGUGCUGUAGAAGAGUCAACUUUUUCUGCAGAAGCCAAUGUUUGUUCAAAAGUCGAGGUUGGUCAUGAAGCUGGCUCCAAAAAGUUCGCGGAGGAUUUGGAGAUGACUUCGGAUAACUCCAAGAAUAGCAAUGACAACACAAGGUCUGGUGGACCAAAUUCUAUGUCAAGGGAAGUACACCAUAACAAAGUAGUACCGGCAUCGCCUCAUCAAAAUGCAUCAAUGCUACCAAUGGAUGGUAACCAGUUUGGUUUGAAUUCUUAUGGGAAUGGAACCAUAAAGACAAAUGGGUUUCAUGAAAAGGGUGUAAAUGAUGUUGAAAAGCCAAAUAAGUGGAGAAAGCAUAGGUACUGUUGCUUUGGUUUCAAUUCAGGGUAGGUAUUAGCCUCCACCCCUGAAGAAGACAGACCUUAGAUGGAUGAAAGUAAGGCAUUUCAUUUUAAUAAGACCUAAUAGAGUGGAUUUUGUAACAUCUUAUACAAUAAUACAUAGUUUUUUCGGUGAUUUUAAGUAUAUGGUGUAAUAUGUUGUAAUUUGUAACCCUAAAUAUGUUUUUAAGUACCAAUUUAAACAGCUUUGUGCCA